Messenger RNA from Verruconis gallopava, 912 nucleotides. RefSeq lists its product as uncharacterized. Gene Ontology annotation, biological process: mitochondrial L-ornithine transmembrane transport. The record is from RefSeq and is a predicted model, not a curated record. The coding region runs from base 1 to 912 and encodes 303 amino acids. The transcript is spliced from 4 exons. Gene Ontology annotation, molecular function: L-ornithine transmembrane transporter activity. NCBI's taxonomy places the organism in Eukaryota, Fungi, Ascomycota, Dothideomycetes, Venturiales, Sympoventuriaceae.
AUGACGGUCGCCGAGGAAAUGGAGGUCGAGGGGCAGGGAAUGAAGCAGACGUUGAAGGACUUGUUUUCAGGUGCUUGCGGCGGCAUCGCUCAGGUCUUGCUAGGCCAGCCUUUUGACAUCGUCAAAGUCCGGCUCCAGACCACAUCCCAGUACUCGGGCGCGCUCGACGCCGCGACCCAGAUCUGGAAGAACGAAGGCCCUCUGGCCUUCUACAAAGGCACGCUGACGCCGCUGAUCGGGAUUGGUGCCUGCGUUUCUGUUCAAUUCGGCGGCUUCCACUUCGCGCGCCGAGCAUUCGAGCAGCGCAACGUCGAGAGAAACGGAAAUGCUCAUCUGUCUUACGGGCAGUACUACCUUUCCGGCGCGUUCGCCGGCAUUACCAACACCUUUCUCUCCGCACCCAUAGAGCACGUCCGCAUUCGAUUGCAGACACAGCCGCAUGGUGCGGCGAGGCUUUACUCAGGACCUCUGGACUGCAUGCGCAAGCUCUCAGCCCACAAUGGUGUGCUCUCCGGCCUGUACCGUGGAUCUGUCGUUACGGUUUUGCGCGAGGCUCAGGCGUACGGCGUGUGGUUCCUUACGUACGAGUACCUGAUGAACGCGGAUGCGCGGCGCAACAACAUCUCGCGCGAUCAGAUUAGUACCCCCAAAAUUGCAUUCUACGGUGGCCUUGCAGGAGAGAUGCUGUGGUUGGCCAGUUAUCCAUUUGAUGUUGUCAAGAGCAAGAUGCAAACGGAUGGGUUUGGAGAGAAUCAGCGGUACAAGACGAUGCGAAGUUGCUUUGCACAGACGUGGAGAGCUGAAGGCAUGCGAGGGUUUUGGAAAGGGAUUGGCCCGACUCUGCUGCGAGCCAUGCCUGUUUCAGCCGGUACCUUUGCUACUGCCGAAAUCACUAUGAGGCUUAUCAGCUGA